Molecule: messenger RNA, 2746 nt
Organism: Tetranychus urticae (two-spotted spider mite)
Lineage: Eukaryota; Metazoa; Arthropoda; Arachnida; Trombidiformes; Tetranychidae
Biological process (GO): proteolysis
Molecular function (GO): metalloendopeptidase activity
Source: RefSeq, a predicted model, not a curated record
CUCACUGUAAAACAUGAUAAUGUGAUAACAUUCUUGUUGUUUAUACUUUCCAAAACAUUGUUUUGCUCAAUCUAUCAAUAAAUUGGUAAAUUUUUAUUUGAAAUUAUUGUUAAUAUAUCAACAUGACUCAAUCUGUGUGUUGCAAAUCUUUAGCUCUAUUGUCUAGGAGAAUGCGGACUGUUUACAAUGUGCCGACUAGACAUUUGGCUUGGUUUAAGUCUAAAUCAUCUGAAACCAAUAAAGCUUUAUCAACUAGAAUACAAGUUGUUUUUGCUCCUGAGAUAUUACCAGACGAAUCUAGUGAUAAUUCUGCAUUAAUUUUACCCAAGGGUGAAUUAGAAACGAUACCAUUUAAUGAUAUAACUCCAAUUCAAUCUCUUCGCGCAUUUAUUAAAAAUGUCACACUCUUUGAUACUGCUCUUGAAAGGCUUUAUAACGAAUCUGAUAAACUCACAUCUCAACAAAUAUUCGAGGAAAUCGAUUUUCACCUCGCCUCAUUGAAGUACAGUCUCAAUCUUGCUCAUGUUUUGACUUACGCUUACCCGUCCGAUUACAAGUUUGGUGUCCUCGAUGAUAUGUAUAAUUCAUUCUUGAAGCACGAAGUAUCUCGAUUUAAUCCCUUAUCAUACCAAUCAGCCUGUGACAUAAUAGAAACAACAAGAGGGAGCACAAGUGAUAACGAUUUAAAGCAGCUUGCCCAACAUUAUCGAGCCCAUGGAAAACUUUAUGGACUUCAUUUGCGUCCUUCAGUGCAAGAAGAGGUAGCUGAUAAUUAUAGGAAUAUUAAAAAACAUGUAGAUAGCUAUAUUCGCAACGUUAAAAUGUGUAUAAAUCGUGAAGCAGUUUUAGUAUCGGACGAAAAUGUGAUCAAAGCAUUACCUGACAAUUUUGCGGCUAACUCAUUUACGAAAGUAGGUAUCAAAGUACCAUUGCAUCCUACUGCUUACGAUAUUUUCAUGACACAUUGUCCUGAUAAAAUGCUGAGACGCCAAUUUUGGGCAGCAUAUAAUUCGAAGCCUCGAAUGGGAGGAUCAGUAAACAACUCAGUCGAUUUUGAAAAUAUCCGAGAUUAUCGUCAUAAAUUGGCAAACACUUUAGGUCACUAUAAUUAUGCUGAGAUGAUAGUCGGGCGUAAAAUGGCUGGUUCUGUGGCAGUAGCUAAAAAUAUGAUUGACUCCAUACACGAAAAGAUAAAGCCCAAGUAUAAUGAAGAUUUGCAAGAACUGAAUGAUUCCAAAAGUCAUAAAAGUAUUGGUAAAGUGGAACUAUGGGAUUUAAAAUACCUCAAAGCAAUUACACAGAAAGCAAAAUUUGGUGGCAAAAUCGAUGUUUCGCGUUAUUUCCCAAUGGAAAAAGCUGUUUCUGGUGCUUUCAAGUUAGUUGAAAACCUCCUUGGACUACACAUUGAGCAAGUUCAAUCAGACAAAGUUCAAACUUGGAGUCCGGAUGUCAAAUUUUAUCGCUUACUUGAUUCGGAUGGUCAAGUACUUGGCCAUUUCUACCUAGAUCCUUACAACCAAAAAUCAAAUAAUCAAUUUGGUUCCAAUAUAAUUGAAUUAACAAACAGAACUAAAACAUUAGGCACUACUCCACUUUGUGCAGCAUUUUUAUCCAAAAAGCCACCAAUUGUAAAGGAACAACAAAUUCUAUUGUCAUAUCCUGAAUUUCUCAGUUUCUUAUCAAUGAUUGGUCGUAUCAUUACCAUACUGAUAUCAAGACAAAAUUAUUAUGAACUUUCAUCAAUUUAUUAUGUUUCUAAAGAUCGUUUAGACUCGUUAGGACUGGUAUUGUUAUUAUAUGGUCUUCAUAAUUAUAAAGCUGUACAAUUAUGCAGUGCAAAUAUUACGAAUGGUGAACCAUUACCCGAGCAAACGCAUCAACUUCUCAGACAGUAUAUUUUAGAUCAUGAAAGCAUUGGACUUACAGAGGAUUUAUUCUUAUCAUCAUUGGAUCUGGCUUUCUAUACAAACACAGAAUUUUGGGGAGACAUUUUACAAGAAAUAUGGCCAAGGUACAUGGCUCCGUUUGAUUUGAUUAAAGAAUAUGCUUAUCCAUUAUCUUGCAUUGAAAUGGUUUCAAACGAUGGUGCUGCAUGUCAUUACUCUAAAAUUUGGUCUCAGAUGAUUGCCUCUGAUAUUUGUUCAAGGUUUUUGGAGUGUGGUUCCGAGGCUGAAACAAAAGAAGUCGGUAAAAAUCUCAGAAACACUUUUCUCUCAUCAAACUCAUCUUCAUUAAGUGCUGAUCUGUUUCGACAAUUCCGUGGCCGAGAUCCCUCAUUUCAACCACUUUUAGACUUAUAUAAUUUAUCAACUCAACCUAAACUAGCCUAGUCAAACGUUAACAAAUUGCGUGGAAUCACUACUUGUACAGCUUAGUUACCAAUAUUGACGGUAAUAUCUUAAAGAGAUUUGAUUUUUUCUGCAAGAAAUUGGUAAACAUUGGUAUUUUUUGUUAGUCAUUGUUAUCCAAUUUUUACAUUUCCUAGUAAUAGCAAAUAUUAAUAUUGGUAAUUGUCCCACAGUUACAGGUUUUAUUGUAACCUGUGUAAAUUAUUGUAUUUCUUAAAUUCUUCCGGAAUUCGAUUGAAAUCAAAUCAGCUUUUCUAAAUUUGUCGAUAUGUUAAAAUGUUUUUGAGCGUCUCAAGACCAACCAUCUUUAAACUACAAUGAAAUGGUUUUCUCAGCUCAACCAUGAGCUUGAUAGCUUCAAAUAUAAAUAAACGCUUUAACGAUCAUGAUGCCAGAAA